UUCAAUUAUAUUCAAUUACCAAAUAAAUAUUAUAUAAAUAAAAUUUUUACUUUAUCUAAUAGGUAUUAGGUACCUAUGGGUAAGUGCAAAAAAACCAAUACUUAUCUGAUACAAACGGUAUCUUACGAUUAUAAAAAUAACAUAGUUUAACGUUUGUCGAUCGAUAAAAUUGAAGAUUUUGAUAUGUUUACUGUUUUAAUGUUAUUAGUCUGUGUUCGAUAUCGUUGUAAUACAUAUAAUUUGUUUUGUGAUCCGUGCGUUAUUAAUAAUGGAAAUAUUAAAAUCGAAUAAAAAUAACGAAAAAGUUGCUUUAAAAGGUUAUAUGUAUACAAAACACAAAGAAUGUAAGCAGUUUAUUCGGUGGAAAUGCGUGAAAAGUAGUUCAUUUAAGUGUCCAGCUAUAUUAAAAUCAGCAUUAAACAAAAAAACAAUUUUAAGUACUCAUCACGAUCAUAAUCAUGCAUCUGAUCAAAAUGCUAUCGAAGCCGUGAAAUCUAAAAUUAAAAUAAAAGAAAUUGCUAAAGUUUCUGGAUCUACACCAAGUCAAAUUUUCAAUGAAAUUAUUAACUCAAUACCCAAACAAGUUUUAAAAAAAAUGCCUACAGAAGAAUCAAUAAAACGAACGAUCCGAAUGCAAAGAAGUGGAAAUAACCCUGUCGAGCCAACAGAUAUUAAUGAUUUGAUUAUUGAAGGGGAAUGGUCUUUAUGGAAUAAUCAACGUUUUCUUUUACAUGAUAACCGAUCUGAAAAUACUAAUGAGAGGAUUAUUAUAUUUGGUACGGACUACAUGUUAGAUUUAUUGAGUCAAUCUAAAGAAUGGUAUAUGGAUGGAACUUUUGGACUUGCGCCUAAAAAUUUUUUACAGUUAUAUAUUAUUCGUAUAAAACACAAUUGUGAGUAUGUAACUGCAAUUUAUUCGUUAUUACAAAGAAAGACACAAUCGACGUAUGAACAAAUGUUCAGAAUAAUUUUGGACGAAUGCAAUAAACGCAAAUAUUACCCAGACCCAAUUAAAGUACAUUUAGAUUUUGAAAUAUCUGUUAUUAAUGCUCUUAAUAAUAUUAUUGGUAGUCACUUAACAAUAUUGGGUUGCUUUUAUCAUUUAUGCCAAAGCACUCAUAGGCGUAUACAAAAACUUGGUUUAGAGAAUAGGUAUCGAACAGACGAGGAUUUUAGCCAUUUUUGUGCUAUGUUAGAUGGCUUAGCUUUUCUCCCACUAAGUCAUGUAAAGGAGGGAAUGGAUUAUAUUAAAACUAUUGUUCCUCCAGGUGCGGAGGACUUAAUAAGUUAUUUUGAUUCGGUUUAUGUAAGUGGUCCUUUGCGUCGAAUAGGAACUGAUAAUGAUUUAAGUAUUCGGUUUCGUCGACUUCCUCCUCAAUUCCCUCCAUUAAUGUGGAAUGUACACCAAAGUACCUUAUUAGAUGGUAGUAGAACCAACAACGUGUGUGAAGGAUGGAAUAAUAGAUUUAAUCAUUUGGUUGGGCAUAAAAAUCCAUCAAUAUGGAAAUUAUUAAAAAAUAUGAAAAACGAGAUGGGGGCUGAUAAAGCUAAAUUAACAUUGAGCGAAAUUGGGCAAUUAACUUACAAACGACCACAUAAAGGACAUAUAAUGCAAACUCGGCUAAAAAAUUUAUGUGAACAAUUUUCUAGGGGAGAAUUAAGUGUUCAAGUAUUCCUAUCUAAUAUAGGACAUAAUAUAAGGAUGAAAUGUGACUAA
This is a messenger RNA of Aphis gossypii (cotton aphid), 1717 nucleotides long. RefSeq lists its product as uncharacterized. Bases 269 to 1717 code for a protein of 482 amino acids. NCBI's taxonomy places the organism in Eukaryota, Metazoa, Arthropoda, Insecta, Hemiptera, Aphididae. The record is from RefSeq and is a predicted model, not a curated record. The transcript has 2 exons.